AUGGAAGAUAUACUCCAGCCAUAUGUUCCUACCUACCAUGGACUGGUGAAAAGGGAAGACCAAACUUACAUCAAAAUGGGAGACCUCCUUAUGGGCUUAGAAUCACCUAGCAUCAUGGACUGCAAGAUGGGCUUUCGAACAUACUUAGAGGAUGAGCUUGCUAAAGCCCUCCUGAAGCCCACACUACGCAAAGACUUGUACAACAAAAUGGUGGCCCUGGACUCCCAGGCCCCUACACUGGAGGAACACCUGCAAAAAGCAGUUACCAAACCUCGUUACAUGCAGUGGAGAGAGAGUGUCAGCUCUACGGCAGUGCUGGGAUUUCGUAUCGAGGGUGUCACAAUUGAAGCUGGUUCUGUCAAGAAAAACUUCAAGAAGAUGAAGAGUCGAGAACAAAUCAUGGAAACAUUUGACACUUUUACAAAAAGCCGACAGGACAUCCUGUGUUAUAGUGCUGUGAAAUUUCAGAUUCAAAUCCGUGGUUUUCACUUGUAUGACUUCCCUUUAUUGUCUCAGGUGAUUGGCAGCUCCCUCCUCUUUGUUCAUGACCGUCGUGGCAACACCAACGUUUGGAUGAUUGAUUUUGGCAAAACAACUCCUGUUCCAGCACACAUUAGUUUGCGCCAUGAUGUGGCAUGGGAGCCUGGCACUCAUGAAGAUGGCUAUCUACUGGGGCUGCAAAACCUCAUUGACACUCUUCAGAAGACCAUACAAAUCGUUGAAGAGAGCAGGGAAGAGGCUGUAGAUAGCUCAGAACAUAUGGGAGAGCAAAACAUAGGUGACAAUGAAAAGAUGCUGCUGAGAGAAGAGGCCGAGGUGAAAACUACAAAUGGGGAAAAUAACGCACUCAUGGCCCCCAUACAGCCUGGAAACAGAACCCUAUGA
Staurois parvus is the source of this 885-nucleotide messenger RNA. NCBI's taxonomy places the organism in Eukaryota, Metazoa, Chordata, Amphibia, Anura, Ranidae. The record is from the annotation of a GenBank genome assembly.